Molecule: messenger RNA, 1167 nt
Organism: Acaulospora colombiana
Lineage: Eukaryota; Fungi; Glomeromycota; Glomeromycetes; Diversisporales; Acaulosporaceae
Source: the annotation of a GenBank genome assembly
GCGACUGUAACAAGAAGUUUCAACAAACAACUGCAAAUAAUAAAAGAACAGGGUACGGAAGAGGAAAAGAAGAAUGCGAUACGUCUCGAAAAUCAAUUCAGGCCUGUCUGUGACUUGCUAAUUUUUAGUUUUGAUAACCUUGAUACGCUAAUAAUAAACUUUAUUUUUGUUAAGAUUGAAUCUAAAAAGAAGGGAUCAAUCGACAACUUUUGGUUGGAGUCUUUACGUGGGUGGAUACAGUUCGGUGGCAUUGGUAAUAUGAUACGAGAUUAUAAAAAUCAUGGACGACCGAGCAUUGAAGAAGAAAUAUCAGCAAUACCAACGAAAAGGACGAAAUUAGAUGAAAAAUUUAACUUAACGAAGUCUUCCUCUGAGCUUCUUCCCUCUACGAACGUACAACAAACAUCCACUAUUUCCAAUUCUAAUGAUGUGAAAACUGAAGAGCUUGAGGGCGAUGAAGAAAUUAAAUUUAAUCUAGUGAACGUUUUGAUGGAACUAAAUCGCGAACCAACGGUUAAAAGCUCUAUCAUCAAUCAUGGUACUCUGUUGGCCAUCGAACCACCACUUCCACCGGAAAUUUCAUCUUCUCUUCGUGAUACAGCUAGUAGACAGUUGGUUGGCGAAGACGUUUUCAUGGAUUGUGGAAGUGCGGAGUUGAAUAGAAUGAUUGCACUCAUGUUUAACAACCUAUAUUAUGGUAUUCCAGAGGUUGCUCCAUCGAAGUUGUCUGAGGAAGAGCACUGUGAUAUGUUCAUUUAUCCAAUUAUUCGUUCGUUUCGUGGAUCCGAAAAAGAAUAUGAACUUAGACUAAAUCGUGCCAAUACAGGCUCAAAGACGAGACCGGACCUUUCUUGUAUAGUGAAUGAUGUAUCAAUCUUAAAUUCAGAGUUUAAGCCACUAGGUGAUUCAAUGGAAUCAUCCUUUAUGGAUCUGAAGUACGAUGGGUUGUAUCGCUCCUGGCUAUUUCUCACCACCAAACUAGUGGUCGACAAGGCUACGAUCCCACUAGCAGAGUUCGCAAUCAGCCACUUUGUGGCUUUAGAGGAAUGUGUUGAAAAGAUUGCGAAGAACUUCAAAUAUCGGAGUAGUCAAUUCACGCCACCUGCACAGAUGUCCUUUGUGCGCAACCUUCCAGAUUCUCCGCAAGUAAAGAUGUUACUUCAUUAA